UAAAGGCUCGGCGCAGGCGCAGUCGGCGAAGAUACCGGCGGCUUGAGCGCGUUGUCCCGGAGCUGCGGCGGCCAUGGACGACGAGGAGGAGACGUACCGGCUGUGGAAGAUCCGCAAGACCAUCAUGCAGCUGUGCCAUGACCGUGGCUACCUGGUGACCCAGGAUGAGCUGGACCAGACGCUGGAAGAGUUCAAGGCGCAGUUUGGGGACAAGCCGAGCGAAGGGCGGCCACGGCGCACAGACCUCACGGUGCUGGUGGCCCACAACGACGACCCCACUGACCAGAUGUUUGUCUUCUUCCCAGAGGAACCUAAGGUGGGGAUCAAGACCAUCAAGGUGUACUGUCAGCGGAUGCAGGAGGAGAACAUCACCCGCGCCCUCAUCGUGGUGCAGCAGGGCAUGACCCCCUCCGCCAAGCAGUCCCUGGUUGACAUGGCUCCCAAGUACAUCCUGGAGCAGUUUCUGCAGCAGGAGCUGCUCAUCAACAUCACCGAGCAUGAGCUGGUUCCGGAGCACGUCGUCAUGACCAAGGAGGAGGUGACCGAGCUGCUGGCCCGGUAUAAACUCCGAGAGAACCAACUGCCCAGGAUCCAGGCCGGUGACCCGGUGGCCCGCUACUUUGGGAUAAAGCGGGGGCAGGUGGUGAAGAUCAUCCGGCCCAGCGAGACCGCGGGCAGGUACAUCACAUACCGGCUGGUGCAGUAGGCGUCCCGCUCCCGGGGUCCUCCUGCCUGGAGGCAGCGGCUCAGGCUGGUCUCUGCUCGGACGACAGACGGCGUUCUUCCUCCCGUGCACGGCCUGGACUCCUCUCCCGGGCGGAGGGCGUGGCGGUGGGCCUGCCCUCUGGGAACCAGACCCCCUGGAGCCUCCCCGCUGCUCUUCGGCACCCCCGUGCUGAAGGUCUGUGCGGCCUCCGCUGGACCCCGCGGCGCCUCCGGAGGGAACCGGCCGCCGCCCGGUGACAGACCGCAGCGCUGGGUCCAAGUCUCCGGCCCCCAACACCAUGUGGUCCCGUGCCCUGUAGGGUGGCCCCAGGGCCUUCUGUGAGCACGCCAGUGGCGGCAGGGAGCCAGCUGCUGCUUGCUGCGGGGGCGGGGGGGGGUGUGUGAAAUUGGAAGGUAUUUGAGUAAAUAAAUUGGCCGGUCUGAGAAAGGCAGGAUGACAGGUUUGCGACGAGUGGCCUGGCCUGAGGCUCCGGACCCCUCAGGAGAACUCGGGGCCCCUUGGUUCUGUGGCACCUGCUCCCCAAGGGUGGCCGUCCGUGCUCGUCCCGCCCGAGUCUGCAGUGGGCGUGGGCGGCGCGCCGGGCCCUGUCCCCUCCUGAGCCGCCUCGUUUUCCGGGUGCUCGCCCCGCACAAAGGUGCGCGGUGUCCUGCGGGGCCUGUUGCAGGAAGUCUUCCCGGGCCGGCUUUUCACUCUGUUGUCGUAACUGCUUUACGGGAUAGAACUUCCAUGCCACGCAGAUCACCCGUUCGCAGCGCACCGCUCGGUGGCUUUUAGCACCGUCAGGGUUAGAACUUGUCCCCCGGAGGAAACCUCGUCCCCGUCCCCGUCCCGCCCCCACGAGCCCCUUCCGUCCGUGGAGGAGCCUGUUCUGGACGCGUCACGCACGUGGACUCGCACCCGCGUGGCCUCACGUCUGGUUCCCUCCCUGAGCGCUGUGUGUUCGGGGCCGUCCGCGGGGCGGCGGGUGUGGGCGCCUCCUGCUUGCGGCUGAAGGGCGUGCGCGGCGGACACGCCAGGGUAUCGGCUUCCCCACCAGCGGACCGUGAGCUGUUCGCGGGUUGGCAGAGUAACGUUGCUGUGGGCGUUCGUGUGGGAGUUCCGCGUGGACGUGCCUUUUCAUCUUUUCCGGGUGUGUAUCUGGUAGUGGAGGCCGGGUGCCCGUUGGAGAAACUGCCGGGUGGGUGGCGGCGCUCGCGCCCACCGCCCGCCGCGGCUUCCCUGCAGGGAGCCGGUCCUCAGCGCCGUCGUGGCUGCCUUUCCCCGACGCCCAGCCGCACCGUGCGGCUGUCGUGUGCUUCUCGGCCAUUUGCACGUCGUCUUUGGAGGGAAGUCUGUUCAGAUCCUUCGCCUGUGGGGGGAGCGGGCUGGCUGUCCGUCUCCCCAGGCUGUCUAUGUGCACAGGUCCUUUAUCAGAUAGUGGUUUGCAAAACCUUACCGUUUUAAUUUCGUAAAUAUCUGUCAUAACCUCGGUAUGUUUGCACGUGGUCUUGACUUCGGGGAUUUGCCCCUGGGGUGGAAUGACUCAGGGAUGCCUGUUUUCUCCCGAGGACAGACGGUGCUGUCGACACUUUGAAUAUCUGGCGGGGCCUUAUCGCCCAAAUCACCACGGUCUCGAUUUGCAGGUCGACAAGGGUCUGUUUCCGGGUCCUCCUGUCUAUGGAUCAGUCCUGGUUUUGCAAGCUGACAGCUUUGUUGUGUGUCUUAGGGGGGUUCAUGUUUCCCUUGCCCCUCCAAACAUACAUACGUUGUUUGUCAAAGUAGGCCAGACACAGAGGAGACGUCCUGCGUGACCCCACUCCCAGGGGGUCCCCAGAGGCGUCCCGUCCACAGAGACAGAGAGUAGGUGGUAGGACCCAGGGCUGGGGCGGGGGGCGGGGAGUCAGUGCUUUGUGGAGACCGGGUGUCAAUAUGGGGCGAUGGAAAGUUCUGGAGACAGAUGGUGGGGGCGGCUGCGCGACAGUGUGAGUGCUUGAUGGCACUGAGCUGUGCUCUUAGAAAUGGUGUGUGUUCUGUAUAUUUUAAUCACGGGG
Hyaena hyaena (striped hyena) is the source of this 2757-nucleotide messenger RNA. It is a transcript of the gene POLR2E, whose product is annotated as RNA polymerase II, I and III subunit E. The coding region runs from base 74 to 706 and encodes 210 amino acids. Gene Ontology annotation, cellular component: RNA polymerase II, core complex; RNA polymerase I complex; RNA polymerase III complex. Gene Ontology annotation, biological process: DNA-templated transcription. The record is from RefSeq and is a predicted model, not a curated record. NCBI's taxonomy places the organism in Eukaryota, Metazoa, Chordata, Mammalia, Carnivora, Hyaenidae. Gene Ontology annotation, molecular function: DNA binding; DNA-directed RNA polymerase activity. The transcript has 8 exons.